Messenger RNA from Centropristis striata (black sea bass), 3072 nucleotides. RefSeq names its product bactericidal permeability-increasing protein-like. Bases 626 to 2047 code for a protein of 473 amino acids. Lineage: Eukaryota; Metazoa; Chordata; Actinopteri; Perciformes; Serranidae. Gene Ontology annotation, molecular function: lipid binding. The record is from RefSeq and is a predicted model, not a curated record. The transcript has 15 exons.
GGUUUUCUUGCCACAUUUUGCUCAUGAUACCCUAGAGCUGAGUCAGUAAGUACACCCAUUUGCUUCACUGCUAUUCAAGCUAGCUAGCCAACAGCACCUAAGGUUCAGUAGCAUUAGCAGUUAAUUUAGCUACAAGUAAAGAAAUCUGGCCAUGACUCAGUAAAUCAUAAUGGAAACAUAUUCCCUGUCAUCAAACUAACAAAAAUAAAAUUUAAAAAUUACGACAUGACACGAAAAAAUAUGAUCAGGGCAUCUCUAACUUAGGUAGGAAAGAAAAUCGGAUAUUUUGUUGAUUAUACUACACUUUUACCUAUAUAGGAUUUCAAAUACAGACCAUUUACAUGCAAUUAAGUAUUUUAACAUUCAUUUAUUUACUUAAGUAAAUUUACUUUAGUAAUAUGUAUAAUGUUAUGUUAUGAUCAUCUAUGAAUGGGUUAUAUGAGUGAAUAAGAAAACAGUAAGUUGUUAUAUAAAGCACUCAUCUAAAAGAGGAAACAUUAACUACUUCCCAAAAAUUCCCUGCAGAAAAACACAUGUCAAUCAGACAAAAGCAGAAGCUUUGCCUGGUUGAUGAUGUCGUGUUCAUGAAAAACAGACUUGUCCAUUUAAUCUCCCAACAGUCAAGAUGUUCCUGUGUGAGUUGCUGGCUCUGGUGGCUUUACUCCCUAUGACUUCAAGCACCAAUCCUGGGGUACAGGUUAAACUAACAGAAAAAGGCAUUGAAUAUGGCAGACAAUUGGGGAUGGCUUCAAUUCUGCAGAAACUGAAAACCAUCAAAGUUCCAGAUAUUUCAGGGACACAGAAGGUGUCUCCCAUUGGCAAGGUCCAGUACAGCCUGACAAAUUUGCAUAUAGUGGAUGUGGGAUUACCAAAGUCUAUGGUGGAUCUGGUGCCAGGGACUGGUGUCAGAUUAUCCAUUGGUAACGCCUUCAUUAAUCUGCAAGGGAACUGGAGGGUCAAGUACCUUCGAAUAAUAAAGGACAGCGGCUCUUUUGACUUGAAUGUCAAUGACCUCACUAUCACUACAAGUGUUGCCAUUAAGAGUGAUGAGACAGGUCGACCUUCGGUCAGCAGUGUCAACUGUGCUGCCACUGUCGGCAGUGCAAGCAUCAAAUUCCAUGGUGGAGCCAGCUGGCUGUACAAUCUCUUCAAAUCCUUCGUUGAUAAGGCUUUACGAAAUGCAAUGCAGAAACAGAUCUGCCCUCUGGUGGGCGAAGCAGUAACUGACUUGAACCCUCACUUGAAAACUCUCAAUGUUUUAGCCAAGGUGGAUCAGUAUGCUGAGAUUGAAUAUUCCAUGGUGUCAUCACCCACAGUUUCAAACUCAUCAAUAGACUUCAGCCUAAAGGGGGAAUUUUACAACAUCGGGAAGCAUCAGGAGCCUCCGUUCUCCCCCACAGCCUUUUCUAUGCCGCCCCAGAUCAACAACAUGUUGUACAUAGGCAUGUCAGCCUUCACCGCCAACUCUGCAGCUUUCGUCUACAACACAGCUGGAGCCCUCAGCCUCUACAUCACUGAUGAUAUGAUCCCACACAGCUCUCCUCUCCGACUCAACACCAGAACGUUCGGAACCUUCAUCCCACAGAUUGCAAAGCUUUAUCCAGGUCUGAUGAUGAAAUUGCUGGUGAAGACGGUGAAGAAUCCCAUCAUCACUUUUCAGCCCAACAACCUGACAGUUCAGGCCCUAUGCACAGUGACGGCCUAUGCUAUUCAGCCAAACGCCACACUUUCCCCUCUCUUUGUCCUAAACUUGGAGACUAGUGUCAGUGCCCGGGUGUUUGUCAGUGGAAUGAGGCUGGCUGGAGCUGUCACCCUAAACAAAAUGGAUUUGACCCUGGGGACAAGUUAUGUGGGAGAGUUUCAGGUCAGAUCCCUUGACAACAUCUUCCAAAUGGUUCUCAAAGUGGUUGUGAUACCUAAACUGAAUGUUCAACUUGCAAAGGGAUACCCACUUCCUACACUUGGAAAGAUGAAGCUUGUGAACACUGAUCUUCAGGUCCUGAAGGACCAUGUGCUGAUUGGGACAGAUGUCCAGUUCACGGGUUGAAUGGCGUUUGUGGAAUCUCUCACAAUGAAUUAUUGCAUUGUGGAAUGCUGUCAUGAAGACACAGCGACACAGAGUUCAACUAUCUGAGAGAAAAUGUAAAAGAAAAAAACAAAUGAUGUACCUAUAUUACUUAUCCUAAGUCUUUGAGGAAUUCAGAAAUGAUGUUUACAUUUGGAUAUCACCUCAGAUUUUUUAUCUUUUUUUUUUUUAAAUGUGAACUCAGAUCAGUCUUCCACAUAUAAGGUGUAGAAGUGAACUUUUACCAGGGUCACUGUAGUCUUGUCACAAAAGGACUCUGUCUGCAGGAGAGGGUUUCCUGUCUUCAUAAUGAUGUUUCUUUAAAUAACCUAAGCCAUUUAUGAGCAGAAAGCUGCUUGGUUUUUCAUGACUGAUUAUUUUUACCUUGCCCUUUUUAUGAGUGGAGUUUGUUUGUUGAUUCAAUUUCAUUUUAUUUAAGGUAUGCCUGCAUCUGACCCUUACUAGAUUAUUUAGGGCAAUAGCAAUAAUAAAGAAACUAUAAGCAACUUUCAGAUUGUUUUGAUUUUGGUGGCCACUGCGAACAAAAACGGUAAUGUUUCCAUGAGCACCAUAAGCAGCCUUGUAUUGUAAAGAUCUUGGUCUGGUUAGUGUGUGCAUUCAAUUUAGAAGCAACUGAAAGAUGCAACCUAUUUUCAAUACUAAUUUUCUUUUUUAAACACAACUAUUUAGAAGAUACAUGUAAGUAAGUGUAAUAUGACGAUGUCCAAUAUCUAAGAAGCUGAUUGAGAAAAUGCAGUUUCGGGAUUCACAAUUGGUUAUUUAUUCAUACUGACAGUGAGUGGGACAAUUUUCAGUCCAAAAAUAAGCAGUGCUCUCUUAUGGAAAUGCUACGUCUGUAUCAGUGACAAUGUUUCUUAAAAAAUUCUUUGAUAUUUCUGUACUGCAACUUUCUUGUUAUUUAGCCAAUCAUAUUAUAUCUGUAAUAUACAAAUAUCUACUGAUAAUAUCAGCCGUAUAAGCAAUGCUCUAUUCUGAUAAUAUCAGUA